AUAUUUUUAGCCACUUUGUCUCUGACUCUGGGACUAGAAAUUCGAGGAGAAAUAAUUCGUGGAUAUCCAUGCAUACGUCGUUUGAAUCAACUGUACUGUCCAACUCCGGGAAACAAGUAUCCAAAUGAGAGGAUUGAAGAAUUCAUUGACGAUAAUAAGGCUUUGAUUCGACGUAUGUUUGGGGAUUACAACUUUUCUGCAGGAGACAACUAUACAGUAACAUUUCCAAACCAGUUUGAAACGUAUGAUGGUCAUACACUUCAUACAAGAUCAGAGAGAGCCGCCAAUCGAAACACUUACAGCACAUCUUCAGAUAAAGUGGACGUUUGUGAGUCAGCGGUAGAAAUAGUGACACCAUACUGGGCUUCCAACAGUGCAGGAAAGAUACGAGCCAUUGUUAACACUCAACACCUUCAACAAGCUAUCCAACAAGAAGUAUGCGGGUCUAGAUCAGGGCAGACAAAGAGAUGUACGGACGAUUGUUCGUGUGAACAGAAGUACAAGUGGCACAGACUGCUAGCUUACGAUCCUGAAGACGACUGUAAAGGAAUAUUUAUGGACUGGUUUCUCUUCCCUUCCUGUUGUGUAUGCAGAUGUGCUAAUCUCACCAGUAAAUAAUCCUUUCGUAGCUUUAAAAAAAAGAUGGCCGACUUUGAAAAGGGAAAGAAGACGUACCGUCGUUGGGCGACAAGAUUUUAAGAACUUUGGUGAAUUGAUUAAAAUUUAAAGUACGCUACAAGUUUGAUCCCACACGACACGAGUGAUUUUUGUCAGUUGCUUAGUAUUCUACUUACCUUACCAGUACGCCCUAAUUCUGCGAUAGUUAAAUUCCGAUACCGAUAGCAUGACGAAUAAUGAUUGAGAAUUAUUAAUUUCGAAAGACUGGAUAUAUUAACACUUUGUCCUAAUCUAGCGCGAGAAGCGGGAAAAUAACAACCUUUUUGAACAUCUACAUAUUCAAACUAAACACUUCACUUAACCCUAGUAUUACAUUAAUGAGAAGUGACGGUGCUUACCCUAGCGUCCAAACGCUUGUGUAUUUUUUUUUAAUUGUAAAAGCAAUAUUUUUCUUAAAAUUCAUAAUAACAUAAUUAAUACUUAAUAAAAAGAGACAAUCAAACAGAGAAUAAACUUGUUUGAAUAAAAAACUAAGUAUGAAUAAAAGAAGGAUUUAAGGUGAAAUUACUCUAAUUUUCAUACAAGUGGUAUUAUCGUGCAC
Limulus polyphemus (Atlantic horseshoe crab) is the source of this 1219-nucleotide messenger RNA. Its product is annotated as protein spaetzle 3-like. The record is from RefSeq and is a predicted model, not a curated record. The annotation marks the transcript as partial. Lineage: Eukaryota; Metazoa; Arthropoda; Merostomata; Xiphosura; Limulidae. Gene Ontology annotation, biological process: innate immune response; regulation of Toll signaling pathway; central nervous system formation. The transcript has 4 exons. Gene Ontology annotation, molecular function: Toll binding; growth factor activity. Gene Ontology annotation, cellular component: extracellular region.